This is a messenger RNA of Umbelopsis ramanniana AG, 1942 nucleotides long. RefSeq lists its product as uncharacterized. The transcript is spliced from 7 exons. Lineage: Eukaryota; Fungi; Mucoromycota; Umbelopsidomycetes; Umbelopsidales; Umbelopsidaceae. Gene Ontology annotation, cellular component: nucleus. The coding region runs from base 333 to 1769 and encodes 478 amino acids. Gene Ontology annotation, molecular function: protein binding; histone H4K20 methyltransferase activity. The record is from RefSeq and is a predicted model, not a curated record.
GCAUGGAAUAAUACUAUGAAACUGGUUUUAUUUGAAGAUAGGUUUUACCAAAGCUGAGCCAGAUUUCAUUGGUGUGCUCAGAAUCGGUCUGGCGUUCAAAUAUGGCAAACGACACAAAUCAACAGAGGACCUGGCUUUCAAUGAGAUCAUUUUUCACUCACUUCCAUUUUUAAACCCAUUGCUUUUUUGUCUCUCACUUGAAAUCCACGGCUUAAGCCAGCGAUCUUUUUCUUUUCGUUUUGUCUACACUUCUUUUUUACUACCUUUCAUAAUUGCUGCUGUUGUGUUGACCUCUCUAAUCUCUCCCCCUCCCCAUUCACCCACACGCAAUCAUGGACUUCGCCUUACUUUCAAAGUAUGACGAUCUGUUCACAGACAUCUUUCUUGAUGCACUUUUUCUAUGGUUCAAUACUGUGAAAAUGAAUACUGACCAUCGACGGCCACGUAUACCUGCCAACAAAGUGCUUGAUAUUAUUCAGCGCAACGUCCUGCACAAAGGCAAGCUGAAUGACGCUGUUAACGAAUUCCUAGCCAUGGAGUACUUCAAGAGCUAUUUAGCCAACAAGACGCCAAGGCAGCACCUAGAGUUUGUUCAACAUAUGAAGCGUUAUCUGUCCAUGUAUCUACCAAACGCAGGGUAUGAAAUCAGUGAAACCAAGCGAUACAGUACAACCAAACGUACAGAGGCUUGUGUCAUAGCGACGAAGGAUUGGAUGGUUGGUGACGAAUUGAGACUAUGUACUGGCGCCAUCGCUUCUUUGAACGCAAAAGAUGAUGCGGAAUUGAAACUAGGUGAUAGAGAUUUCAGCGUCAUGUAUUCAACUCGCAAAGGUUGUAGUUGUUUGUUCCUCGGUCCUGCCCGUUUUUUCAAUCAUGAUUGUGAAUCCAACUGUAAAUUCAUUGCAAGUGGUCAGAAUGGCAUUACAUUCAAACUGAUCAAGAAUGUCAAAUGCGGUGAGGAAUUAACCACUUUCUAUGGAACGCACUAUUUCGGAGAGAAUAAUUGUGAGUGCCGAUGUGUCACUUGUGAAAGAAAUGGUCAAGGUGCCUUUGCCGAGGAGAAAGACACAGAUGUAUCCGAAGAUCCUGUUUUCGAAAAUCAAAAUCGCCGAAGUGGACGUAAGCGAAAAUCGGCAAAUUAUGAAGAAUAUGACGUUGAGCCUCUGUCACCUAAAAGAGCCUGCGCACCGAGCGCACCAUUCGCUUCUCGGGAAUCUAGUGCCACUAUAUCUGAUCUGUCCGAUAAUGAUUUUGAGCAAACCCCCACGAAGGAACAUGAGCAACACAGCGAAACCACAUUCAAAGUAGAACCACCAAGUCCGACGGUUCACAAUCAACCACUUGUUAUGUCUAUUGGGUUUUUGUGUUCUGAAGAAGAAAAAGCGAAAAAGGAAGCUGCUGCUGCUGCUGCCGCCGCCGCCACUGCAACAACUUCUAUCACGACUGUUGUUGCUGUGGAUCAAAAAUCAAGCGCACCUCGGGCAUCCAGUCACCAGCGUGUCCAUUCUGGUAGUCCUCUUGAUUUGUUAUGUGAUGCCAUUAUGGAUGUGGAAUUUAUGCAGGCACAAAGUCAACGUGUGGCUGCUGCUGCAACACCCAAUUUCAUUCAACCGACCAAGGAGAUGGUGGAGCCUGUGAAGCAAGAAGCCAAGGAAUCAGAGCACAUGCGAGAUAUCGAAGCUUUCGAAGAUUCCCUGUUUGACGAUGUCUUGUCCAAUUUUGAUGAAUUUGAUGAUGCUCUGUAUCAUCAAAUGAACGACCAUCCAUGAGUAGGGAAUCGUCAAAUAAAUGGAUGAUGGCUCGUAGACGAGGAUCAAAGCAGGAACUUCGAUGUCUCGCAUGUGACAAACCAUUGGCACAGAAGGAAUCCACUGACGCCAGUGACCCUGUAGCUACUGAAUUAGCCACUUGGACGUGGAGCCCCAGCGCUGUUUUCAUUGAC